Funneliformis mosseae is the source of this 921-nucleotide messenger RNA. Lineage: Eukaryota; Fungi; Glomeromycota; Glomeromycetes; Glomerales; Glomeraceae. The record is from the annotation of a GenBank genome assembly.
AUGAUUUGUGCUACAUCACGUGGACGUGUGAAUGCACUACAUAUUAUGUUCAUCAAACCUACCGCGCGUUAUCUGGUCAGUUUAUUAGCUAUGGAUUGCUUAGAAAUUGCUUUUAAUAAUGUUCAUGCUUUUAAAGCGUUGACUGCAUGGAUGUGCGUUUUCACAAAAGAUAGUGUGUUUAUGAACGUUAAUAGAAAAGAAAUCAAAUUACUUUACGAGGAAGCUAACCGAGGAAUAGUUUUGGGAACUUUGAAAUUUUAUAAUAAUGCUCAACAAACUUAUGAAUCAAUUGAAUCCAUAAAAGUAAAUCGCGCCCAUUCAAACAAUGACUUCACAUUUGAACUUAACAUUGAUAGUUUAAAGGAAGCGCUAGAUUGUAUGGCAGAUGAUAAAAAGAUCAUCAAGAUGGAACUUAAAGACCAUGAAGAUGGAUUUCACAUCCUUUACUUUACAGGAUAUGCAACUGAAUACUUUGAUCGAUCCAUAUCAAAAUUUUUCGUGAAUUUGCAUAAUAAUCUACCACAACUUCCAUCAAUGAACCGGUUGAUGAUGAAAUUUGAACAAAAUGAUUUAGAUAGCCUUCAAAAUAUUGCCAAAUUAUUGUCAGAAGUUAAAGAUAAUUUGAUGGUAAAAGUUCAAUAUGCCACCUAUUAUAAUAUUUUCCAAAUUAGAUAUUCUCAAUCUACGGGAAGUAACGUACGUCAUAAAAUUAAACAUAGAAGUGAAAAUCAAGACGAUGACAUUUGCAAAGUUACAAAGGUCAAACCACCAUUAUUGGCUAAAUUUUUUAAACUUGGGUCAUUAAAUCAACUCUCGUGCUGUAUUAAAAAUGAUGGAUCCCUUCUGCUCGAAGCCGAAAAUUAUCCAGAAGAAAAUGCGGUAAUAAAGGUUCAUUUGAAGGGUUUAUCAAAAGAAGAAUAA